This is a messenger RNA of Taeniopygia guttata (zebra finch), 4370 nucleotides long. RefSeq names its product family with sequence similarity 114 member A1 (gene FAM114A1). The record is from RefSeq and is a predicted model, not a curated record. Lineage: Eukaryota; Metazoa; Chordata; Aves; Passeriformes; Estrildidae.
GCCCGCUCUGCCUCCUCCCCCCACUGCUGCCGACGUGGCGGGGCGGGGAAGGGAAGGAGCCGGGGGCGCGCCGGUCGGGGCACUACUGAGCGAAUUUAAAAUGUCUGAAGAUCUAUCUGAUGGCACCCCAUCUGAAGAAAAACCUGAAGUAAUGGAAAUGCCCAGCAAUGAGGUAUUGCCUCAAGAAUCAGUACCACGCCUUGUAGAAGCUGAGAUCUUGCAUGAGUCUUCACAAGAUCAACAUGAACAGGUCACUCAGAAUGUUAGUAAUAGAAAGGAAGGAGACAUAGUCAUUAAUGAAAGCCCUUUGACUGAAAAGCUCAUUGAAAGCCUGCCUUCCAGCCUGCCUUCCAGUGAAGAGACAGCUGAACACAUGCCCACCGAGUGCAUUGAAACUGUAAGCCUUGAUGCAGAACCUGAAUUGGAAGAAACGCUGCAGGAGCAAAGCAAUCCAGCUGCAGACUCCUCAUCUAAAGCAAGUAGAUGGGGAGCUUGGGGUACCUGGGGAAAGUCUCUCCUGUCAUCAGCUUCUGCCACAGUGGGUCAUGGGAUAACAGCAGUAAAGGAAAAAGCAGGAACUACCCUUAGAAUUCAUAGUGGAAGUUCAGCAUCUCUGGAAACAGCAGAGCCUCCUGCAGCUGAAACACCAGUUACUCAAGCAGAAGAUUCUCUGGCCCAAAGCUCUUCUGAGAAUAUUCCUUCUUCUCCUUCAUCUGGAUCUCGUGGCAUGCUGUCAGCUAUCACUAGUGCUGUACAAAACACAGGGAAAAGUGUAUUAUCUGGAGGUUUAGAUGCUUUGGAAUUUAUUGGGAAGACAACCAUGAAUGUCCUUGCAGAAAGCGAUCCUGGAUUUAAGAGAACCAAAACACUGAUGGCAAGAACAGUCUCACUGUCUCAGCUGUUGAGAGAAGCCAAAGAAAAAGAGAAACAGAGGCGGGCCCAGCAAGUUACAGUUGAAAGAACAGCACAUUAUGGACUACUUUUUGAUGAAUUCCAAGGUUUAUCUCAUCUUGAAGCUCUGGAAAUCCUGUCAAAUGAAAGUGAAGCUCAGAUUCAGUCACAUUUAGCAACACUUGAUGGAGAACAAUUGGAGACUAUGAAAAAUGAUUUAAUUGCUAUAAAAGAGGUCUUUGUUCCAAAGGAAUUAGAUGAUGAAGUGGUGCAGGUGCAAAAAGCAGAUACAGGAGAAGAGUUUGUCAGCAUGCUCACAGAACUGCUAUUUGAAUUGCAUGUUGCUGCUACUCCUGACAAGCUAAAUAAGGCUAGAAAAAAAGCUCAUGAAUGGCUGGAAGAAGCCAGUUUGUCCACCCCAGUAGACAUAGAGGAGGAGCUAAAUGAAAAACCUGAAGAACCUGGUGAAGAAAAGACUCAAAAAGACAAUAAAAUUGAGAGUGAUAGAACAGAAGUAGACAAAAGCAAAACUGUGGAGGAAAUCUACAUGCUGUCCAUUGAAAGUCUGGCUGAGGUAACUGCUCGUUGUAUUGAGCAGCUUCAUAAAGUAGCAGAAUUAAUUCUACAUGGGCAGGAAGUAGAAAAAACAGCUCAAGAUCAAGCAAAAGUGCUGACAAAUUUAACAAGUGCCAUGUGCAAUGAAGUUUCAUCUUUAUCAAAGAAGUUUUCUGAUUCUGUAACAGCAGCUGGGAGCAAUAUGAAGGCAGAGGUUCUUAACCCCAUCAUCAACAGUGUUCUGUUAGAGGGCUGCAACAGUACUACUUAUAUUCAGGAUGCUUUCCAGUUACUGCUUCCAGUUCUGCAAAUUUCCCAUAUCCAGAACAGUUGUUCCAAAGCCCAGGAGUUGUCAGCUUGACAGCAACUGAAGUCUUGAGUUGUGCCAAGAGAAGAGCUGGUACAAGACAUGUCUGGCCACUAGAGUUCUCUGAAGACACUAAAUGCGGUUUUGCACACACAGUACUGACCAUUUUAAAACUCUUUCAGACUUUAAGACUUUAGAAGUAGUUAGUAAAAUGAGUCAUUUCUUUUCCAAUGCAGUUCAUGCUUUGCAUUAAUUUAAACAGAAGUUUAUUGAUAUUAGCAUUGCCUUAAAUACAGAUUCUAAAUGUUGUCCCUUUCAGUUGUAAACAACGUAUGAAACAAAUUGGAAUGUAAAGUCCUUUAAAACAUUUAACUUCAAACUACCAUCUAUAUUGUUUGUAUUAUAACUGCAGUUUAAAAAGUAUAUUUCAGAAGAUGGUUUCAGUAUUUAAUUUUUGCCAACAUGAACAAAUUAUCAUAGUGUUGAACUUGUUAGGUAUUAUUUCCAGUAGCAAAUAAUAACAUCAUUUUAAUAUGUGCCACUAACAUAACACUUUGUAUUGAAGGAGUUGCACAGCAAUAGGUAUUAACUUUACUAAGUGAAAAUUAUGGAGGUUAUGCAUAAAGAAUUAUACUGAAAAGAAAUUUUUAUGAGCCCGUUAAGAUUACGGGUAUAGCUCUGUAUUUGCUGACCCAUAAGUUUAUAUUAAUUUAGGUCUAUUUCAUCAUUUCAACGAUUGAACAAAACAGGAGACAAAAGUAAUCUUUUUUAACAUGCAAGGGUAGAAAAUUUCCCUGUUGUUUGGCAAUUGAAACACCUGCUGAACAACCUUCUCUCAGAUAUAUUACUGGGUUAACACUUUGGGGUUUACUGAUACCUACUGUUCAGAAAUAGAAGUUGUAGCAAGAAGUUAUGAAAGAAUUGCUUUGGCUGUGGAGGUCAUCUGUCAGAGCAAUCAUCUUUUUUCUGAGGCAAUAGUUAGAGCAUAAGCAAGCAGUAGGAAUGAUAUUUCAUAACAACACUAUCAACCAUGCUAAUUUGUCCCUAUCUUUAGUUUAAAAUACUGAGUUUUAGACCUAAGAAUUUGUUUAGGCUAGUUUACCUGUUAGACAGGAAGAACCUUCCAAUAUUUUACAUAGCCUGUUUUUUUGAAUUGUUGUCAUUUAUUAUGUUUCUUUCCAUUAUUUUGUAUUUUUCUCUCUUGGUAUACCCAUUAAUUGUAUUUAAAUGCUAAUUUUUACAGUUAACAUUUUAAUACUUUUAAGCAUAGUUCAUACAUCAUAAAAAUACUGAAAUAGUGCAUGAGGUAGUUUCUGUGUUUGAUAGAAAAGUGAAACCAUGUAUAUACUUUGUACAUGAUAACUUCUUUGAGUCCAAAUAAGGGAACAGAAAGGUCUUUUUGUGUUUUACACUGUUGUGGUCCCUGUUCUGCUGUCACACUCACGGUGACUUGUCCAUUUUUUAUUAUUUUCCCUAUUCCUGAAAUAAGGUUUAUUACACAAAAUCUAUUUUCUGGCACCCUGUAAUUUAACAGACAUAGAGAUAUCUUUCUGGGUAGGUAGAAGAUAUACAGUCUUCAAGUUUAUUUGUACAGGCUGAAUAUAAUAUCAGAAGUCUCAGGGCAUAGUUUUUGAAAUCAUUGAGGGGCAUUCUGAAGAUAAAGAUUGCUUAUCUGAGAUACUCCUUACUAGAGGUUUCAUUGUCUUGCUGAAAUUAUGCAGUUAUGAAUAAAUUACCCUGAAGUGUACCCUUACUUAUAUAAGAAUACCUUACCCUGAAGUAAAAGAAGCUAUAAAAAGUAACAUGGAGACUUAAAGUAUUUACAUCCACACAAUAUAGGAAGGGGAACAGGGCAGUAUGUAAGCAUAGGGAUACUCCCAUCUGAUCUUAGAUUCAGCUAUCUUGUCCUAGGAAAACUGAAUGUCAUAUAAUUUUAAAUCAAUUUUAGGUAAAUAAUAUUUCAGUAGAAGAGUACUGCAUGGAUGUAGCCAGAAUAUUUUGUUUACACUGAUUUGUAUUUUUCCACCAGUCAAAUAAAUAAUUUGAGAUACUGAACUGAGACAGUACACUAAAAGGGAGUGGUUUGAAGAAUAAUGUGAUGGGAGUAUAUUCUCAGUGAAGUAAUUUACUUUCUGAUUUUUCAAUUUACCUUUGGAAUUAUGAGUGGGAUUUUACUGGGAGACUUACAAAAACAGAUGUUGCCUUAAACUUUCAAUGGAGCGUGUUCUUCCUUUCAUCACACCCUUUUCCAGGUUGGUACACUGUGCCUUGGCACUUGGCAAACUACUAGGUUUUAAGUAUAUAUGAAAAUUACCCGUUUUCUUGAGCAGAUGUGUUUUCCAUGGCAUUCCGUUCACUUUGGAGCACACCCACCCUAUUAUGCAGCGACAAAGGAGGCAGGCUUGUGCACUAAGUUCAGAAUUUGUCAGGAUGAAACUUAAAACAAUGGCAAAAAUACCUACAGCCUUGCAGAUGAUCUGUAGUUACAGGUCAUCCCUGAAGAACAAGCUGGACUUAGACUGUUAAAGAAGUAAUUUACUGCAUAUUAAGGAUAUUGACUUAUUUUUUUCUUGGGUUUGGGGUUUUUUCAGGGUAAAUAAACCAAAGCAAGCUGUAA